AGCGCGCGCGCGCGCGCGGCGGCUACGGCGGCGGCGGCGGAGGUCACGGGGCCAGGAGGUCCCAGGCGGUGCUGCCACCCGAGCCCACAGCCGCGCCGGGGGACGAAAGUCGGAGGACGACCUCACCUCGUCGGCGGCGUGGAGCCUGCACUCUCUCGGCGCCGCUGUUUCUUCCUUUUUUGGCGCUGGGGCCUGAACCCACGAGCGCUUUACCACCUCCAUCCCCAACCCCUUUGAUUUUGAGCCAGGGCUUGAGCUUACGGUCCUCGUGCCUCAACCUCCUGAGUCUCUGGGAUUGCAGGAGAGUGUGUCUUGUGAUGUUGAUGCCUCAGAGCUGAAACCAUGAGUGAAUUUCGGAUUCAUCAUGAUGUCAAUGAGCUGCUCAGCUUGUUGCGUGUCCACAGUGGAGAUGGAGCUGAGGUCUACAUCGAUCUGCUGCAGAAGAACCGGACCCCGUAUAUCACAACCAACGUCUCUGCCCACAGUGCCAAGGUCAAAAUUGCAGAAUUUUCUCGUACUCCUGAAGAUUUUCUAAAGAAAUACGAUGAGCUGAAGUCUAAAAAUACAAGGAACCUUGACCCUCUGGUGUAUUUGUUGUCAAAGUUCACAGAAGACAAAGAGACUCUGCAGUAUUUGCAGCAGAAUGCAAAAGAAAGAGCUGAGCUUGCAGCCACUGCUGCAGUCACCAGCACUACCACUUUCGGCGGCCCUGCAACAGCCUCCAAGAUGUCCAUGCAGGAGCUUGAAGAGCUGAGGAAGCAGCUGGGCAGUGUGACCACAGGCUCCACACUACAGCAGUCUCUGGAACUUACAAGAAAGAUGCUUCGAGACAAGCAAAACAAAAAAAAUUCAGGCCAGCAGCUCCCCGUCUUCCCAGCUUGGGUGUAUGAGAGACCAACUCUGGUCGGGGAUUUCCUAACUGGCUCCAGCUUGAGCUCAGAUGUGGCUUUACCCAUAGGCACGCUGCCAUUGGCCUCCCAGGAGUCAGCUGUGGUAGAGGACCUGCUCUACGUGCUGGUGGGUGUUGAUGGCAGGUACAUCACUGCCCAGCCCCUGGCUGGGAGACAGAACCGCACUUUCCUUGUGGACCCCAACCUGGACCUGUCCAUCCGGGAGCUGGUGAACAGAAUCCUCCCUGUGGCCGCCAGCUACUCCACCGUGACCAGGUUCAUUGAAGAAAAAUCUUCCUUUGAAUAUGGGCAGGUGAACCAUGCCCUGGCGGCUGCCAUGAGAACCCUGGUAAAGGAGUACCUUAUUCUGAUCACUCAGCUGGAGCAGCUCCACAGGCAGGGCCUGUUGUCACUGCAGAAGCUCUGGUUCUACAUCCAGCCAGCCAUGCGCACUGUGGACAUCUUGGCCUCCCUUGCCACCUCGGUGGAUAGAGGCGAGUGCAUGGGCGGGUCUACACUGAGCCUUCUGCACGACAGGAGCUUCAACUAUACGGGGGACAGCCAGGCGCAGGAGCUGUGCCUGUACCUGACCAAGGCGGCCAGUGCGCCCUACUUUGAGGUCCUGGAGAAGUGGAUCUACAGGGGCAUCAUCCAUGACCCUUACAGUGAGUUCAUGGUGGAAGAGCAUGAGCUACGGAAGGAGAAGAUUCAGGAAGACUACAACGACAAGUAUUGGGACCAGCGAUACACCGUGGUGCAGCAGCAGAUCCCGUCCUUCCUGCAGAAGGUGGCCGGCAAGAUCCUCAGCACAGGUGACUCCAUGAUUGACCUGAUGCCUCAUGACCUCAUCACUCAGCUCUUGCGGGUUCUGGCCAUCGAGACCAAGCAGGAAAAGGCAAUGACCCAUGCUGAUCCCACUGAGCUCACACUGAGUGGCCUGGAGGCCUUCUCCUUUGACUAUAUCGUCAAGUGGCCCCUGUCACUGAUCAUCAACAGAAAGGCACUGACUCGCUACCAGAUGCUCUUUAGGCACAUGUUCUACUGUAAGCACGUGGAGCGGCAGCUGUGCAGUGUUUGGAUCAGCAACAAGACGGCCAAGCAGUGCGCCCUGCAUUCUGCAAAGUGGUUCGCAGGAGCCUUCACUCUGCGGCAGCGGAUGCUCAACUUUGUUCAGAACAUCCAGUACUACAUGAUGUUUGAAGUGAUGGAGCCAACCUGGCACAUCCUUGAGAAAAACCUCAAGUCCGCCUCCAACAUCGACGAUGUCCUUGGCCACCACACGAGCUUCUUGGACACCUGCCUGAAGGACUGCAUGCUGACUAAUCCUGAGCUGCUGAAGGUCUUUUCCAAGCUCAUGUCUGUGUGCGUCAUGUUCACCAACUGCAUGCAGAAAUUUACACAGAGCAUGAAACUGGAUAGUGAGCUGGGCCGGCGGGCACUGGAACAGGGCACCAUGCUGGGGCCACCCACAGAGUCUGAGCAGGCUGAGGAGCACCCCCGGAAGGAGACUGCCAGAAAGUGCCUGGCUGAGCACAUGGAUGCCCCUCAUCUGGUCUCUGGCUUUGAGGCCACCAUCAACAGCUUUGAUAAGAACUUCUCCGCCCACCUGCUAGACCUGCUGGCCCGUCUGAGUGUCUACAGCACUAGCGACUGUGAGCAUGGCAUGGCCAGUGUCAUUUCCAGGCUGGACUUCAACGGCUUCUACACGGAGCGCCUAGAGCGCCUGUCUGCAGAGAGGAGCCAGAAGGCAGCCCCUCAAGUACCCGUCCUGCGGGGACCCCCAGCACAAACACCCAGGGUGGCGGUCGCCGCACAGUGAGCCCCUGGCUGCAGCUCACAGGAAGGGCUGGGCCAGGUGUGCCAUAGUGCAGAUGGGCUUGGGUCUGAGCACCUCCUUCCUGGAGCACGUGUUGUGCGGUUGUCCUACUUAGACACGUGUGUGGUGUGUGUCAUUGCUGUAGAGUGCUGUCUGUAUUGCUGUCUAGCUCAGGGCUCCUCGUUCUCCAGGCGCUGGGUGUCUUGAUGUGCAAGCUGCCCAGUGCAGGGUGAGGUCUCCUGGACUUUCCUGAUUUAUCUUUUAAAAUCAGGCUUCACCUUUUUUGGUGUUUUUUGUCUCAAAUAAAGACAAAGUAAAAA
Molecule: messenger RNA, 3026 nt
Organism: Urocitellus parryii (Arctic ground squirrel)
Lineage: Eukaryota; Metazoa; Chordata; Mammalia; Rodentia; Sciuridae
Source: RefSeq, a predicted model, not a curated record